This is a messenger RNA of Dracunculus medinensis (Guinea worm), 1197 nucleotides long. The record is from the annotation of a GenBank genome assembly. Lineage: Eukaryota; Metazoa; Nematoda; Chromadorea; Rhabditida; Dracunculidae.
AUGAAUCGUAGCAAUAACUAUGGUACUAAUGGUACUAAUGAGUUUGUCAUUGAAUGGAAUCAGUCAUAUGAUACUCACAUCCAGGUUAUUGUUUGGAUAGCAGUAACGAUAUUAAGCUUGGAAACAAUUAUAGGUAAUGCUAUGGUGAUAAUUGCGUAUAAAAUAGAGCAGUCAAUUAGUGACCGUUGGCCACUUGGUUGGUUGACAUGUGAAACGUGGUUAUUUCUGGACUAUACAUUGUGCCUUGUUUCAAUUUUAACUGUUCUUUUAAUCACCAUUGAUCGAUAUUUAUCGGUAUGCCAUACAGCUUUUUAUAUCAAAUGGCAAACUCCUGUAAAAACUCAAAUUGCAAUUUCUCUUUCGUGGAUAAUGCCAGCAUUUAUGUUCGGAUUCAUGAUUUAUGGCUGGUCAUUAUUUUCAGAUGAUUCUAAAAGUCUAAUUAAUGGCGAAUGUGCUGCGCCAUUUUUAUCGAAUCCUUAUGUUAAUAUGUCAAUGUAUCUUGCAUAUUACUGGACGACCUUACUAGCAAUGCUGAUUCUUUAUAAGGGAAUUCAUCAAGCAUCAAAAAAACUCGAGAAGCGAGGAGCAGAAAGCGCAAGACGUCACAUGGCAUUGAUCAUAGGCCAAAGACUUGGCACCCAAGUCGGUGUGUCAUUGACUUUAUCAAAACCAAAAGGAGACGGAGAUAAGCUUAUCGAAGAAAAACAUAAUAAUAUCGAAAAUAUUGCUAAGGAUAGUGGUUAUCAUACAAUUAUCACUUAUAAUACUGCUAUUGCCAAUGCAGGAGGAAGUAAUGAACUUGAAUUUUGCAAGCUUAUUCCAAGUAUAGAUGAAGGAGAAGCAUCCAGCGAUACCGAGGGAAAUGAAAGUCAAAGUCAAGAAAACAAAAAUAUUUCAAGAUUAGAGGCGACAAAAAAACUUAGUAACAAUUUGGAAGUGAAAAAUUUGGAGCCAAUACUUUACCACAGCGAACCAAUCAGUGGAAUUGAAUCAUCUAUGGAGGGCUCUGAUCAUCGAAUAAAAAAUUAUUCAUCGGCAUUUUUUAAUGACGAUAGCUUCAGUUCAGCAUUACAUUUGGGGAUUCCAAAGCAUGCAAUGGAAUGCGACUUGGAUCUCAACUUUUCCGAUACAAGAUCGCUAGAAUCGAUAGACAAUCGGGAUUGUUUAAUCGUGCAUAAUCCCGUAUUUUCUGGAUAA